UUUCGAUUCCUGUCAAAAAUGUUAACUCAUUCGUAAUUCGUGAGCUCAAACGAAAACAUUCAAUUAAGAUUUUAUUUUUUCCAAAUUUUUGUUUCCGAUUUUGUUUUGGUUUAUUUUAUCGAAAUUCUUGCAUAGCCCAAAAUGAAAUUCUAUCCAGAUGAAGAUGUUUGGUUCUAUGUGGAUAAGCCAAGCUGCAUGAAUAGCUAUCAAAAGUAUCCAAAGAGUCACAAUUGGAAACUCUAUGAUAGAUCGAGCAGUCGGGUGAUGAUGUACUGGCGCGACAUUGAGGGUUCCAAAAUGGCGGAUGUAAAACGAAAGGAUUUAUACUUUACCAAUUGGCCAAAGAACCGCAUACGUCCGCAAGCCUGUCUCGGUAUGCUUUAUGCCACAGGACAUCGUUUCAUACGUUUAGCCCAGGCGGAACCCUCCGGCUUCAAGUGUGCUCCGCUGCCAGUGAAUUUGGCCCAAGCAAGACAAAUUAAGGUUGAGUUGCGUAAGAAACGCAAACGUGAAAUGAAGGCAGCCAAAAAGGCCAAAAAGGAGGCCAAGAAAGCCAAAAAGAAUACGGACAAGGGUAAAGGCAAGGGUGGUAAGGGUGGCCAGGGUGGCACCCAAUCAAAAGUCAUCACGUAUAAAAAUGUUGAUAAAUAAAAAGAGAAAACUUUAACCAUA
Messenger RNA from Drosophila willistoni, 672 nucleotides. RefSeq lists its product as uncharacterized. The coding region runs from base 142 to 651 and encodes 169 amino acids. The transcript has 2 exons. Lineage: Eukaryota; Metazoa; Arthropoda; Insecta; Diptera; Drosophilidae. The record is from RefSeq and is a predicted model, not a curated record.